Molecule: messenger RNA, 1875 nt
Organism: Stegodyphus dumicola
Lineage: Eukaryota; Metazoa; Arthropoda; Arachnida; Araneae; Eresidae
Product: zinc finger protein 484-like
Source: RefSeq, a predicted model, not a curated record
ACCCGAAUUUCGCCAAAUCUCAUGUGCACCGUAUACUAGGAUUAAGCCGAUGUUUUAAUAUGAGUGCUACAUUUCAUACAGGAAAAAUAGCUCAUCUAUGUACUGUAUAUAAAAAAUUAUUUUCUUGAAAGAGUGCGUUAAAUGUACACAAGCUUAUUCACACAGGAGAGAAAUCAUAUGUAUGUGAGGUAUGGAAAAAAUUCAUGUAGAAUAAAGGCUGUUUCAAAUCAGCAUAUCUUUAUUCACAGAGCGAAAAAACCUCGUGUAUGGGAGGUAUGUAACUAGACAUUUUUUUUUAAAGGGUCACUUUCGUAAAUAUGCUUACUAACACAAGUGACAAACUUUCUAUGUGUGAAGUUUGUAAUUCAUCAUUUAGUUAAGAGUUAAGUCAUUGAAGAGUACUUUGAAUACACAUAUAUUUGUUCACUCAGGACAAAAACCUCAUAUGUGUGAGAUAUCUAACAAGACCCAAAAGGAAAACUUAAAUAGGUAUAUUCUUACUCGCACAAGAGAAAAGCACCAUAUGUGUAAGGUGUGCAACAAGUCAUUUAGUCAAAAGUGGUACUUAACUGUGCACAUGCUUGUUCACGCAGGAGAAAAGCCUCAUGUGUGUGAGGUAUGCAACAAGUCAUUUAAUCGAAAGUCGUACUUAACGAGUCAUAUGCAUAGUCAUACAAAAGUGAAACCUCAUAUCUGUGAAGUAUGCAAGGCAUCAUAUCCUAAGAAGAGUCAUUUAAAUAAGCAUUUGCUUAUUCACACAGGAGAAAAGCAUCAUGUGUGUGAGGUAUGUGAUAAGUCAUUUUCUAUAAAAGGUAAAUUAAUGAAGCAUAUGCUUGUUCACACAGGAGAAAAGCCUCAUGUGUGUGAGGUAUGCAACAAGUCAUUUAAUCGAAAGUGGUACUUAACUAAUCAUAUGCAUAUUCAUACAAAAGUGAAACCUUAUAUCUGUGAAGUAUGUCAGAUAUCAUUUCGUCAUAAGAGUCAUUUAAAUAAGCAUCUGCUUAUUCACACAGGAGAAAGGCCUCAUGUAUGUGAGAUAUGUAACAAGUCAUUUAUUCAAAAGACUCACUUAAAUUGCCAUAUGCUUAUUCACACAGGAGAAAAGCCUCAUGUAUGUGAGAUAUGUAACAAGUCAUUUGUUCGAAAAACUCGCUUAAAUUACCAUAUGCUUAUUCACACAGGAGAAAAGCAUCAUGUAUGUGAAGUAUGUAAGAAAUCAUUUAUUCAUAACUCUGACUUAAAUAAGCAUAUGCAUUUUCAUACAGGAGAAAAGCAUCAUGUAUGUGAAGUAUGUAAAAAGUCAUUUAUUCGUAACUCUGACUUAAAUAGGCAUAUGCAUAUUCAUACAGGAGAAAAGCAUUAUCUAUGUGAGGUAUGUAAGAAGUCAUUUAUUCGACAGGCUGAUGUAAAUAGGCAUAUGCGUGUUCACACAGGAGAAAAGCCUUAUGUGUGUGAAGUAUGUAAGAAAUCAUUUGUUCAAAACUAUAGCCUAAAUAAGCAUAUGCGUAUUCACACAGGAGAAAAGCCUUAUGUGUGUGAAGUAUGUAACAAGUCAUUUAUUGACAGGUAUUGCUUAAAUGUACAUAUGCGUAUACAUACAGGAGAAAAACCUCCAUUUUCUUAUUCGCCAAAGAGAUGAACAUCUUAUUUGUGGAGUAUAUAACAUGGCAUUUAGUCCAAAGGAGUAACCUAAAUUUACAUCUAUGUAUUGUAAUUGAUAAAAAUUUCACUUAUAUAUGUGUAAAAAGUCAUUCAAAAAAGAAAUAAUUUAAAAACAUGCAUGUAUCUGUGCAGUGAAAUGUGUAUAAUAAGUGAAAAAUUUCGUUUAUAUGAUAUGUGUAAAAAGUCAUUAAAAAAAGGAAUAAUUUAAGAGAA